AUGGACACCCUAGUCGAGACUCCCGGCAAAACUCCCACGGGACUCCUGUCACCGGGGCCUGCGGGACUUAGAUUUGACGUAAUGAGCGUACUAGAGCACAUUUCAAAUAUUUUCGUUUCUAGCAUUGAUUCUGCAUGUGCGUGUCUAUCGUGGCUAUACUGUUGGCUUACAUUUCCAUUUGGACCAUUAACACGUGUUGUGAAUUCGAACGUAAAAGGUUCUUCUCUGCAACAUUCGGCUUAUGAUACGAAUACAGAUUUGUAUGAACAAGCCCAUGAGAGAAGUCGAACUCAGUUGAAUAUUGGUCAUGAGAAAUUUAUUCGUUUAUCAUUCGGAGUUGUGCGAUAUUCUUAUCUAGACACGAAUGCAACAAAAAACAGUCCGUUAAAUGUUUUUGUUCAUGGGUUUUCGGUGUCAAUGGAAUUAUGGCGUGAUGUGGCUACAGCUUUGCACAAACAAGGACAACGAUGUUUAGUAUUUGAUUUAUAUGGACGAGGCUGGUCUGAUGCACCUGAUAUAACAAUGAAUGCUGAAUUAUUCGUUAAUCAAAUUGUAGAAUUGUUAUAUUCAUUAAACAUUACUGAUAAAUCAUUUAAUUUAUAUGGUGCGAGUAUGGGUGGAGUUAUUGUUCAAUUGUUUACAAAACUAUAUCCUGAAAAAGUAUCAAAAUUGAUCUUAUGUUGUGCGGCUGGGCUCAAUGUGAAUCGUCCAACAGGAAUUAAAGCACUUUUACUAUCAUUACCUGUAAUCGGACCGUUUGUCUUCAAAAAAUCCAUUCCGUUUUUGGAAAAAGGUGCAAAAGCACAAUGGAUCGAUUCGAACAGUGAAUUAUUUCAGUUGUAUAAUGAACAUUUUAAACAAUGUUAUCGUCAACAUAAAGGCUAUUUGAGAUCAUUAUAUUCGUCAUUAAUUCAUUUUCCAUGGGAUACAAUGGAACCAAUUGCACAAAAAAUAAAUAGUGAUGAAAACUGUCCCAAAAUAUUAAUCAUCUGGGGUGAUAAAGACACAGUAAUUGAUAUUUCAGAUGGACAUCGUUACAACAAACUAUAUAAUCAAAAUUCAACGUUAGUCAUUAUACCAAAUGCAAAUCAUAAUUUUCUAGUGGAAAAACCCGAACCAGUUAUCACCGCAAUUGAGCAGUUUUUAAAUUUAUAG
Didymodactylos carnosus is the source of this 1155-nucleotide messenger RNA. Lineage: Eukaryota; Metazoa; Rotifera; Eurotatoria; Philodinida; Philodinidae. The record is from the annotation of a GenBank genome assembly.